UCGACAGAAUUGACAAACGUUUGUCUUGACACUGAUGCUUUAACAGAGUUGAAGGCGAAGUUGGAAAAAGCUGUUUGUUGGACCAGUAAAUAUGAGACUUCCUGGAGUCCGGAAUUUUCCCGCUCAGUUGAUGAACUGUUAAUGGCAGCUUGCGAUGAAAUGAGCCGUUUGAUCGAAGCUGGAAACCGGAGCACGGCUGACGAGAUUGUAAGAAUGAUUUUAAGGCUGCGAUUUGCUUGGGGUAGCGAAGUGUUUGAAUAUCUUAAUAUCAAGUCUUUUCCACGAGAAAGAAUCGAAACAAAAACGGCUGUCAUCCUAGCUGAGCAAUAUUUUGAACCCGAUAAAAUCUACAAAACUGACAAUCGAAUUUGUCGAUUGUAUGCGUUCAAAAUUAGAGACGCAGAAACCAAAGUACCUGUGUUUACAUACUACCUGGAAUGUAGCACUAUUCUACAGAAGUUUUAUGUACUUUGUUUAGAAUGUUCUGAAGGGCAUCUACAAAUAACAAGAUACGGAAGCAUCUGCCCGUCGUAUUGGACAGUUAGAGAAGGCAUGCUGGGCGAUUUUGGUCAUAAGGAACAAAACGCUCUCGCAAAAUGCCGCGACCCUAGCUAUGAACAAACUGAGUGAUUUCAACACAAAAUUUUAACUUCAUUAAUAAUGUAAAACAUUUUACCACAUAUUUCUGUUACAUAAAACAAGCAAACAAACACAAAAACAGCGGCUCUGGUAAUAUAUAAGCAUCAGACGCCAACAACAGCAACAAUUCAGUGCGCGUAAAAUUCCGAAAAUAAGCCCCGGGGCUUAUAUUUUUCAAAUGACCUUUUAAAUAAUGAAAGGUUUAUUUUUGGAGGGGCUUAUAUCAGCUUAUUUCCGGAGGGGCUUAUAUACCGAGUGAAAUUUGCGUUUCAAAAUCGGCUAGGCUUAUACUGGGAGGGAGAUAUGCGUCUCAAAACCCAUGGGCCAGCUUAUGACAGCUUAUAGCUGGAAGGAAGUUUAUGUGAUUAUGUCAGUAAUUUGCAGCAAGUUUUAACUGAAACUCGUCAUGAGGGCGUAGAUCUUUCUUAAACUCCGCCAUGUAAGUACUUUAUCUAUACUGGACCGAGGAAAUCCCGGGGAAAUCCAAGCCACUUUUAGACUGCCAUCAUUUAUUUAGCGCACGUAGAAGUUCGUUGGAAAACGCAGAAAUUUAUGAGUUACUGUACAGUUUUUCUGUAUUUUAUUUUUAAAAUAUUCUUAAAAUUUCGCAAAUUUCAGCCUCGAUAUUCUUAUAAAAUAUAUUCUUAUAUAAAAAAAAGAGUGUACGAGUUUGGGCGGCUUAUAUUUGGAGAGGCUUAUUUUCGGGAUUUUACGGUAUUCUUAUAAAGAGCGUAGAAGGAUUUUCUUUUUUUAAGACGAGUGAAAAUGUCGUUUUCCGAUAUCAUUUAAUUUUUUUGAUUCGAGGUUCCUUAUUUUAUGCGACAAGUCACCAUUUGCAUGUUGGCGUCAUUUUACUACUAUGACUAGAAUCCCUUUCGUUUUUCUUUCAUAUUUAAAUUUGGUAAUCCUAUAACAGAAGCCCAAAUUUGCACAAGAAAGCAAAACCCUGAAGGAUUCUGGUCGUAAUGAUGAAAUGACGUCAUCGUGCAAACGACCUAUGGCUGUCACUUGGAUUCUGGAUUCCAGGUAAUAGAUUCUGGAUUCCUUUUCAGUGGAACUUAAAUUCCAGAUUCCAAUCGUUAGGGGAAUUAUGGAUCUCUUGGGCUGGAUUUCGGAUUCCAAAGCUCAGGAUUCCGGAUUCCAAAAGCAAAUCUUUGAUUCCCCCGGAUUCCGGAUAACCUUUAAGUGGUGCCUUACUGGCCCUGACUAAAAUUCUGUAAAUCUUCAUUGGUGACUCGUAAAUGUACAAAUUGGUGUGUGCUGUUGUCUCCUCCCCACCGGGUCCACAGUCUAGCGCUCGCUAUCGCUAAUCUGGGGAUGUUGAAGCGUUGUUUAGAAGAGCAAGAGCCAAAGGAUAGGGGGACGGGGGACAGCGGGGGUUUUAUUUGUAAAUGGGGCUUAUCAUCCUCCGUUUGCGCUUUGAACUUUCUCAUCCCGCGCCCCGCGACUGUCUUCAGCAUCCCACUUUUUAUUCGCCACUUCAAAAACUCAUUAAUACUCAUAAAGAAAAAACAAAAGGAAUUACAGUCAACUCCCUUUAUAGCGGACACUGUAGGGACCUCGAGGUGGUGUCCUCAUUAGCGAGAGUCCGUAAUAGCGGGAGUUUAUUUCAGUCAAACGUCUGCAACUUGUUUUUGCCGGGGAUUUAGUUGCUGUCCGUAUUAUCGGGGUGUCCGCAAGGCGAGAGUUGACUGUAAUGGGGUGUCUUUAUAUCUGAUAAAGCCACGGCUAAACUUACGUCCAAUUUUUAAGACCAAAAAAACCUCAAAUCUAAAUUUUAGUGCAAGAAUGAGUUGAUCUAUAUCAGAGAUUUUAAAGCCGUUCAAAAAACUGGCAGUCGUGUAUUAUCAGGAUUAAAAAUUCUCGGUUUCGCCUCGAGUUUUUAAACCUGAUAAUACACUCCUACUCGUUGUUUGAACAGUAAUUUUCCAUUGCCCAUAAUACACAUUUUUUUAUUACCCACCGCCCCCCGCCCGCCACCAACUUUUGCAUAAACAUUAUUUUCGUUUUCUCUUUCUUAUGCAAAAUUUUAGGGGUAUAUAAGGUGUAUAAGGAUUUGGGCUUGGAACUACCGGUAGUAAGCCUGUGAAUUAGGUAGGGUUUUGGGUUGACAUUUCGUCGCCUUCGUCGCCUAUAAAGUAAGCCCACAGUCAAACGUGCGGCGAGACAGGCGCUUGCUUGUCACGCCCUGUGUCACGCACUAAAUGCCUAUUAUUUAAAAAAAAUGGAAGAAGCUCUCUAAUCCUGUCAUUCAUAUCUGUCAGAGCCGCCUAAGCACAAGAUUAGAUUUAAUCCAAGAUAAUAAUUUCAAGUUUCCAUCAACUCGUCACAAAACCCACGAGGAAUGAGAAUGGGCAUAUGUUGAGUGCGGUCGCGUACCUGUUGUGACAUCAAUUGUUGAACCCACGCAAACACCAAUAACAAUUUGACCGGUGGUAAUCAAAUUAGUAAUAUAUUCAAUCCAGCAUGUUUCUUUUACUCUUCACUUUAUUUGAGCUUGAGAUUCUUAAACAAAAGUGCUUCAUCUAAUCAAAAUCGCCCGGUUUGGUGCGUGAAUGCUUUGUCGGCGUUUUUAACUAAUUUUAUGAUGAGUGUUUGUUGUUGUUGUUUUAGUUAUCCAGCAUAUAACCAGUAAAAGUAAUAUGUACUGAUGAAUAAUAUAAAUUGGAUAAAUAGAAAAUAAUUUCUCCAUUAUUGUCUCUUAUUUUAGCUGCUUAAACAAGAAAAAUACUUUGAGUGCUUUGAAGACGUGACAUGCAUAAUUAUCAUAAUUUCCGGUUGGCAAAGGGUUUCAUUGACUCCUUUUGUACUUUGGUCUUUAAGGGAAAAAAAAUCUCCCAGGUACAGGUACAUGGCGCACGGAUAAAUUUAGCCUGCAUUUUCGGUAGUCACUUCGCAUUCCCCUGAGGUUAGUAGAGAUAGUUCAUGCGCUAAUCGCAGCAAAAUGCACUGGGAAACUUGUGAACUACUGCCUAAAUUGUGAGUCAGUUUUGAGCAAGUUGUCAAUGCAGAAGUAUUGUUGCUGUGUACGCUAUGGGACACUGCUGCUCUUGCGUAUGUCAGAACAGAAAUGUCUUCUCAGAAAAGAUCAAGACGGUAAACUCGAUUCGCGACGACUGGAUUUACGUUGACUUCGAUUCUGAAAUAACCGAGUUCGACGAAGAAGACGAUGCCACGUUCAUGCGUGAUGAGUCACUCGACGAGCUUCUGUCGGAGUUUGAAGAUGCGCUCUUCUGGCCAAAGAGGGACAAGUGCUUCCCGAGCUCGGCGUCUGUGGAUUCCAUGAACACGCUGUUUCGCAAGGCAGCUACUGAGAUGUCACGGCUAGCAGGGGACGGGAAAUACAACGAGGCGGACGAAGUUGCGGACGCUUUAUUAGAACUCGUGGAUGUAUGGGGAGACGGUGUGUUCAAAACUUUGAAUAUGAACUUCUUCACAAGAGAGGAAAUUUCACUUGGCAGGUUUGUCGCAAGGGUUGGGCAAUACUUGAAGCCAGAACCACUGCAGGAAAAUGACGACGACUUGACCGUGAAACUGUAUUUCUUUAUCGUCUACGACACUGAUCUUGAAAAAUAUGUCUGCACAUAUCACCUAGAAUACCGUGACUUUGACGGAAUGGCGGACGCUGUCUAUUUACUCAAACUUCGGUCACGCAAAGGUAAAUGUAAGAUUGCGGCGUAUGGCAACACCUGUCCUUCAUACUGGAAAAUCAGAGAGGAUGUUUUGAAAGAUUUCGUGAAGAGAAAACGCUCAUUCAUUUCUUGCUAG
Porites lobata is the source of this 4407-nucleotide messenger RNA. The record is from the annotation of a GenBank genome assembly. Lineage: Eukaryota; Metazoa; Cnidaria; Anthozoa; Scleractinia; Poritidae.